CGAGAGAGAGUGCACUCAACACAUGCACUUAAAAGACCACAGACUUGUCAAUUUAGCUUAAUAAUCUUCAAACGUCUCUUACAGUUGCCCUACAGCGCUUUUCUCUCCUUUAACGGAAAAGGUACAGAGUACAUAACUGUGUCUCUACCCACUUACUUAACUGAGCUGGGCGUACGCGUUUAUAAUAAAAAGUAAAACAAACAUUUCUUACGAAACUACAAAACUACAAUCAAGUCAGCUUGCGGUGCGAGUCGCAGGACAGCCAAUAGAACGCCUGCGCUGUGUCACAUGUCAUUUCUGACCAAUUGCAGCGUAGCAGGGUGAUGUCACGGUUGGUUGCUUCCUUUAGUCAGCAGCUGUUAGACGUUAUCGUUGUGGCCUGGCAUUAUCGUUGUUUUUUACCUAUUUAAUGACACAUUUUUUCAACCUGUUGACUCGUUUAUGGCACAACACAAGCUUCGUCAUUCGGUAGUCGGUUUUUAAAGGGGAUGAAAAGGCUCAAGAGGAAGAAACAAAACGCCGGAGUUGGGGUGAAUGGGAAUGGACCUGUCACAAGAGAACCAGACUGUGGCAGGAAGCAGAAGUUGGCUGAGAUCCAUCAGGCUUUGAUCAGUGAUCCAGUGGACAUUGAGACCCUGAGGAGAGCAGCAGCCAGCAGAGGAGGACUGCUUACUGAUGAACUGAGGAGGAAAGUCUGGCCCAAACUACUGAACAUCAACGUGUAUGAUCUACCACAUAAACCUGGUCGAGAUGUGAGAGAGAACCACAAGGAUUAUAACCAGGUCCUCCUGGAUGUCAGGAGGUCCAUGAAGCGGUUCCCUAAAGGUAUGCCAGCCACAGAAAGAGCCGUCCUUCAGGAGCAGCUGAUUGACAUCAUACUGGAGGUUUUGAAACGCAACCCUCAGCUCCAUUACUACCAGGGCUACCACGAUGUGGCUGUCACUCUGCUGCUGGUAGUUGGGGAGCGAAUGGCCAUCGCCCUGUUGGACACACUCUCCAAUUAUCACCUCAGGGAUUUCAUGGAUCCUACCAUGGACAGCACUAAACACAUUUUAAACUACCUGAUGCCCAUACUGGAACAAGUCGACACAGAACUACAUGACUUCAUGAUGAGGUCAGAGGUGGGAACUAUCUUUGCACUGUCCUGGCUCAUCACAUGGUACGGCCACGUCCUGUCAGAAUUCAAACACACUCUCAGACUCUACGAUUUCUUCCUGGCUUCACAUCCACUGAUGCCCAUCUACCUUGCUGCCACGAUUGUGUUGCACAGAGAGAAGGAGGUGAAGCAGACAGAGUGUGACAUGGCCAUGGUCCACCACCUCCUCUCCCGCAUCCCUCAGGACCUCCCAUAUGAACUUCUGAUCGCUCAGUCCCAGGACCUGUUCAACCAGUACCCUCCAUCAUUACUGGCCAAGCGGGCAGCACUGCAGUCUCGAAAGAGUCUGUCCAUCAGCACCUUCCAGGCGUUUCAGCUCUCCACCCUCCACCAGAGGCCAGACUCUGUUCUCCAACGCCUCACCAAGGCCCAGGGCUCCACCACCUCCAGACAUGCCUCUCGACACUCAGGCCUGGAAGCAGCUUUGCCCCGGGACCGAGGCCAGCUGUGGGGAAAGGGGAACAGGAUUGUGAAGAUGGCAGUGUGGGGGCUGUCUGCGACGCUCGGGGCGGCCGUGUUCGCUGUGGCUCAGACGGCCAUGGAUUGGGGACCUGAGGUGUUACUACAACUGUUCUGACGUGGCGGCGGGGAUAUAGACUGUUAGACACACUGACACAUGGUGACAGCAGACACACAUCUGCUCUCAGAUGAAUCAACAGCACACAAACAUGCGUACACAAACAAAGACGCUGAAGGCUUGAAGCUUGUCUCGUGCUCAGAGGGGAUGGUAGAGAAAAACAGGAGGUUAGCUAUGUCAGUGCCAGGUUGUUGCUACUCAACCACCAUGAACAUGUUGUAACCACUGGUCAGCCUUAGGAUGUGUGUGUGCAUGUGUGUGAGUGGGUAUAUGUGUGUUAUAUGUUUCUGAACAUGUACGCCAGACCUCAUACUACAUGUCAGCAUGGAUAAAUGACGGGCCUGUUGGGCACAGGCCCAGGAGUCCAAGCACUAAGGAGGCUCUGGGGCUAGAGCCUCUGUUUGAAGUGACUGUUAGCAUUGCUUGUUGUCAAUGAAACAACCACAAACAACUUUGGAGAGGAAUGUGUUAAACUACUAAAACUAGAAAACACAGACAAAAUGACUACAAGGAGAUGCAAAACUACUACAAAAUGACCACAAGAAGACGCAAAAUGACCUCAAAGAGAUGCCAAAUGACCACAAAAGGAUGCAAAAGAACUAUGUGUGACUACAAAAGACAUAAAAUAACUACGAAAACAGACAAAGCAACUAUUAAAAGACACAAUGACUACAAAAGAUGCAAAAUAACCUCAAAGAGACAUAUUGUAGGGUGUUCCUCCCAUGUAGGAGGAGGUCUUUUAUACCUCUGUGCCCAGGGGCCCGUUGUCUCAUAAUCCGCCCAUGCAUGUAAGACACUUAACGCAUCUUGCUCUUUCAGGCUUUUGCUCACAUGCUACCAUUUGUUGUACCAUUUUUACACGUGUCUGUGUGUGUUUCCUGCUAGUUGAUUAUUUUGCUGAUAGCCCAUUUUUAGACCAUCACGCUUUGUUUCCCUGCAUUUCUGUUAAAAGUGUUUCAGUGCGCUUGUUGGAUCAGCAGCCAUAUCUGAGAGCCAAUAGUGCCGGUAGCCAGCACGAUGACACAUGAAUACAAAUUAUUAAAGAGCAGUAUUUUCUGUUGAAAGCUUCCAGUUAUGAGGAAAGAAGGAGAGCGAGAGAGAAAGAGGGAGUGAUGGAGGGAGAGAUUUUGCCUGUGAGCUUUUUAUUAAUUGCUUGACUCCAGGUGUCAGUGAAUUGCAUUUAUAGUAUUGUUUGACACACAAAACGAGCUGUUGCCACCCCAAAAUGUGAACAUCACACACAGUUAGAAUGCAGCACUAAAUACAAGCAGUGGGCCUUCUGCAUUUUGCAGUAGGUAUUGGAGUCCAUACUUUUUAAUGUUAUUUUUGUAUUUCCUGUAGCCGUUUUCUAGCUGUCUGGCCCACCAUUGCUGAAAGAAUAUGGGGAAGACACCAGUACUUUUACAUUCUUAAAAUAUUUAACAGGUUUGCGCCAACAUCCACCCUGAACAGCCGUCAACAGAGCCACAGUACACGGACUCAGUUCUUCUUCAACAUCAUAUUUCUCUUUAAAAUUUCACUGCUGUGCUUAAAAUGAUUUUACGGCUACAAUUUGAGGACUGUCGGUCUGAUUAUUUUAACAUGUCACAGGAGAAAUUCAGUUUUUUAACUACGUGCAUGUCCUCAAAGGGCAUCACACACACUGUAGAUAUUCUUGGCUCAAACAUAAUCACAGAGUUCCAUAACCUUAAAAGUGAAUAUUAAUAAUACAAGCUGUUUCCACCUGAGGUACAUACGUAUGUACACAGCAGGGGGAUGGGGUGGAGGGUGGAGGGGUAUCCAAACAGCAAUGCAUGCCCUGGUUGUCGACUUCUUCUGUUCUGAAAUAUUUAUCAGCUUUUUACUAGCCGGGCUGCUGCAUCUGUUAAGACAUCUUCACCGGAGUCACAACACUCUCCCUCCUCCACUUCCUCUGUUAUCAGAUAUAAAUGUGUCAUAUCUUCACACAGCUGGAUGUACAGUCUGCCCUGUUGAUUUUAGUUGCUACAGAGCAAAGGAAUUCAACUGGUACUGGUCUGUUGUGUACAAAAUUACAGCGUACAGAGCAGGAGUAAAUGAGUUUUAUGGAUCUGGAGAGUGUUUUUAGCAACAUUUGUAGAGCUGAGUAUUAUAUAUAACAAGCCUGUCAGUCAAACAGUUAGAAUAUCAAUUUGUGCAAAUUUGAUUGGUGAUAAUCAGUCAUUUUAUUAGACAGCCAAUAAGUCAAUCAAUCAGUGGCCAUGUAACUCAAGUAGUUGCCUGGUCAAUAACCUGUGCUACAGUCUGACAAGUUGUAUACCACAUUAAACAAUAUGUGUGUCCAUGUACUGUAACGUGUGUGUGUGAGAGUGAGGAAAAUGGAAAAAGUAGCUUUAAUCACAGGUCUGUUUUUCUCUUUAUUUGCUUUCUGGGCAUCUUUUGUUUUUUUUAUUUAUUUAUCGUAUUGGUGCUUUAUUAACUGUCAAAAAUCAAAUUAUUUAUUUCAAGAGCAACAAUCUGAUUGGCUAUUUAUAUAACGGGUAAAUGCUAAUUGGAUUGUAUAAAUGUGUAAUUGAAAUAGCUGAAAACUGAUUAUUAUGGUUUUAUCAGAAAUCUGAGGGUUUAUAUCUUUAAAGGUGAUCCAGUUAUUUUACAUAUAAAAUACUGUCCUGGUCAGAAAAGAGAUCAGAAGUUAAAGGAAUAUUUUUUAGGGGGGAAAUGCACUUAUUUACCUUGUUAAAGAGAGUUAGAUGAAAAGAUUGAUACCGCCAUUGAAGGCAUAUUUCCCACACUACUGAACUAUCCCUUUAAAUGUUUGGCUCAUGAGCCAUUUCAUUUUGUAGAUUAAAAUAAUACAAAGGGAACAUGUAUUGUAUGGUGCAUGGCUGGCAUUGAUUUGUACCCUGCUCAGUUACACAGACAGCUCAUUCUGCAGUGAAGUUAAUUCAGUCAACACUCGCUGUACUUUUAAAGUGAUUGUAUGUAAUUGUGCAUCAAUGGUGCUUGGUCACAGCUGAUUCAUAUAGAACUGCUUUAUCAAUACAAAGCAUUUUUGCAUGUUUUUUUGUUUACACUUAAUUGGCUGCCUCAUUCGUAAAUGUGCAGGGAAAACCCCUUUGACCAGAGUCUGUGAUCUUCAAGCAUAAGUCUAGUAUAAGUCAAAUCUGUGCCAUGUAGUUUUACACACACACCCAUACCCGUACAGGCAGAGAGAGCUGGUGGUGCCAGAUCUUAAUGAGGAUUUAAUUCCUGCCCCUGGCUCUUGGUGUGCUCAAGACACUUUCUCCUUGUCUUUUUUUUUUUUAAUUUUUUUUUUUUUCCUCACGUUCGCACUCAAACACCUACACCAGCACCUGCACUGGUCUCAGUCUGGCAGAUGCCUUAGAUGAAAAAUGAUUGAAGCAUGUUACUUGGAUUGUGUGAAACCAAAGCAAAAUAUAGAAGUUGUUACAGGUCCGUAAAAUCAGUGAAACACACCGUAUACACUUAAUUCUAGAGGACGUAAACAUAGAAAAUAGAGGAUAGAUAAUUUAAUUUCACUGUAGUGCAAUGAUUUACUCUUAUUGAUUAGUCCUGUUGAGAGUAGUUAAAUAUCUCAUAUUUUAUCAUUGUUUUUACUACCUGGUUUGUCUCACUUGAUAUCAGCUCACAUCUGCAAAGAUUUUGAGGCUAUUUUGCACUCCACCCACUAACCAGUCUAUCAGAAUCAUUUGCCAAAACAAACAAAAUCACAGACAUGAUUCAUUGCAAUGUUAUAGCAAUUUGACCAAAUCAAAUCUGUUUUUAUAUUGGUUAUGAAAUAAGAGAUGCUUCUUUUGAAACAUUAAUUUGCAGUUGUUGAAUGAAAAUGAGAACAUUUAAAAACUUUUGAGAAGUUAGUUAAGGAGCUGGCUUUUUAGCAAAUCAAAAAAUUUCAGGAUUUCAUGCCAAAUUAUGCAUUCACUCUGGUGUGCUGAAGAGCCUGAUGCUGAACUCCCAGUGAGCUUGUGUUGAGCCUCUGAUGACUCUCGGUCUUCCCCUCAGGUCCGGAUUAUUUCCCAAAAGACUUGAUCACACCAAAUACUGCAAAUACAAGCCUUUAGUUGCGUGUGUGUAUAUAUAUGAUUUCUGUGGACAUUUUGGGCAUUUAGUGCAUGUUUCUCAUGAUGGUUACUAAGAGAUACAAACUGUAUUUUUGAACAUAUCAGGUUCUUUGCACAUUGUACUUAUUGUAUUGUAAUGUGUGUAAAUGAAGCCUCUUUCUGUCUAUGAAGUAGAACAGUGAAUAAAUAAAAACAAAUCUUGACUCAGUA
Molecule: messenger RNA, 5983 nt
Organism: Lates calcarifer (barramundi perch)
Lineage: Eukaryota; Metazoa; Chordata; Actinopteri; Centropomidae
Exons: 10
Coding region: 489-1733 (414 amino acids)
Biological process (GO): positive regulation of GTPase activity; endoplasmic reticulum to Golgi vesicle-mediated transport
Cellular component (GO): endoplasmic reticulum membrane
Molecular function (GO): GTPase activator activity
Source: RefSeq, a predicted model, not a curated record